Molecule: messenger RNA, 2628 nt
Organism: Sardina pilchardus (European sardine)
Lineage: Eukaryota; Metazoa; Chordata; Actinopteri; Clupeiformes; Clupeidae
Product: metal transporter CNNM3
Exons: 9
Coding region: 146-2413 (755 amino acids)
Biological process (GO): transport; magnesium ion homeostasis; intracellular manganese ion homeostasis
Cellular component (GO): cytoplasm; plasma membrane
Molecular function (GO): transmembrane transporter activity
Source: RefSeq, a predicted model, not a curated record
GUGCUGUUUUAGAUCCAACAUGGCGAUGACGGCAUGCCAGUUUACUGCGAAGUUUUGUUCGGUUUGCUAACCAAAUGUAGGAGGGUGGUUGCAAGACUGAGCAUUGUCACGUGACUCGCACAUAACCGAGCUGCCCAAUUCCAAUAUGGUGGUCAGCUCUGCAGGCUUACGUUUCUUGUUGAUGAUAUUGUUCCUCUGCGGGUUAGGGUUCGGCGCGUCCAGCCAACAAGCCCCGCAGGUUUUGGGGCUCCGACUGGAAGACCCCCAGGGUCGGGUGUUUAUGCGGGAGAGGAUCAUCUCGGCGCCGUACGGGUCUAGUUUCAAGCUCAGAUUGUUCGGUACCUACCUAAAUGGGACUUGGCCAUGGGUCGCUUUCGCAGGCGCUCCGCGGGGGGAAGCAGGUGCCGUCGGAGACGCAGAGGAUCCUUGUGAGCAAGAGAAGCGACGGAACUCGUCUGCGUUCAAGGUUUCCGGGGGAUUCGGGCUGGACGAGGUGUACAGUGGGCUGCUAACGGUCCAGGCGGAAAAGAGCAUCCCCGCUGCUGCAUCCGCGGGAGGAGGGGAUGCCAGUCUGAUUUAUCAUCACUUGUGCGUCUGGCAAGGCCACAAAUGGGCAUCAGCUGCUCCCGACAGGUUACGUAUCCUGACCGACCCCGGGUUGCCUCCUGAGCACAUUCCAGCGUGGGGAGUGGCGUUAAUAAUCAUUCUUAUUCUAGCUGCUUGUGCGACACUCCGGAGUCUCAACAUCAGCUUGUUGUGGCUCGACCCGCUCGAGCUGUACGUGCUGCACAGCUGCGGUUCCGAGAAUGAGAAGCGAACCGCCAAACGCCUCGAGCCUGUCCGCAGGAGAGGGAACUUCCUGCUGUGCUCGCUCUUGUUUAUUUCUUCUGUGGGCCAUUCCGUUAUCGGCGUGCUGUUCUACCGGGCCCUGGGGUCAAUCGCGCCCGCUGUGUUUACUAGCGCUAUUCUCAUUUUCCUGCUAGCAGAGGUGCUGCCGCACGUGAUAUGCUCCAGCUACGGGUUCCAGAUCGCGCCGGGCCUGACGUGGCUCGCGCAGGUUUGCAUGAUCGUGACAUGUCCCCUCUCGUGCCCCCUCGGGCUUCUGCUGGACCUGGCCCUGCGACGCGACAUCAGCGUGUACGGCCUACGGGAGAAGAUCAUGGAGAUGAUAAGGACCAACGUUAACGACCCGUACAAUGAGUUUGUCAAAGAUGAGUUCAGUCGCGGUGCUCUUCGAACCAAAACUGUGGAGGACAUCCUCACCCCGCUCAAAGAAUGCUUCAUGCUUCCUUCUACUACCGUGCUGGACUUCGGUACCAUGUCGGAAAUCAUGCAGAGCGGCUACACACGGGUGCCGGUGUACGAGGAAGAGCGAUCCAACAUCAUCGAGAUCCUGUACGUCAAGGACUUGGCCCUGGUUGACCCCGACGACUGCACCCCUAUCACCACCAUUACCAAGUUCUACAACCACCCCCUUCAUUUUGUCUUCAAUGACACGAAACUGGACGCCAUGCUGGAGGAGUUUAAGAAAGGUAACUCUCACCUGGCCAUCGUGCAGAAAGUAAACAACGAGGGAGAGGGCGACCCCUUCUAUGAGGUCCUGGGCCUGGUCACUCUGGAGGACGUUAUUGAAGAGAUCAUCAAGUCCGAGAUCCUGGACGAGUCUGAUGGCUACAUGGAGCUGAAGGUGAAGCGUCCAAUGCCCCCUCUGGAGAUUCCCCUGGAGCCGCGUUCCGUGAGUGAGGAGUUCUCCCUGUUCAAGACGCCGGAGGGAGGAGAGCCCAAGAUCCGCACCUCUCCACAACUGCUGCUCGCCACACACCGAUUCCUCUCUAGAGAGGUGGAGCACUUCAGCCCGCUGCGUAUGUCCGAGAAGGUCCUGCUGCACUUACUGCGGCACCCCAGCGUCAACCAGGAGGUCCGCUUUGACCCCUCCAAUCGCCUGAGCCCUGACCACUACCUCUACACCCGCAACCACCCCGUGGACUACUUCAUUCUCCUGCUGCAGGGCCGGGUCGAGGUGGAAAUUGGCAAAGAGGGUCUGAAGUUUGAGAAUGGAGCUUUCACCUACUACGGUGUGUCUGCACUCACAGCGCCCUCCUCAGUGCACCAGUCUCCAGUGUCCACCCAGCGCUGCUCUCCGCGGGACCCGUUUGAGCUGGGCGAGGCAGCCAGCCCCUCCAGCUACUGCCCCGACUACACCGUGCGCGCCCUCACCGACCUGCAGAUCAUCAGGGUGACGCGUCUGCAGUACCUGAAUGCCCUGAGGGCAUCACGUACAGGCCAGAGUCCUGAUCCCCCCGAGAUUAAGAUCUUACCCAACAGCCAGACCAAGCUCCUCAACGAGAGGAACACUACCCAAGACUUUCCUGUUCACUUUUCAUUCUUUGACACUAUCGAGAACUUCUGUUAGUGCAGUCUGCUCUGCAUGAGGUCCGAGUGGGACCCAGGAGGAAGCCUCUGGAGACGAGACGCUAAGCUGAGACGCCUCCCAGUUACCCCCCAGCUACCCCCAGCUAUCCCCAGCUAUCCCCCACUUACCCUGACACUUCAAAGGAUUUUAAAACGAAUCAAGUGAAAUCAUAUUUUCUAAAAAGAAAUAAACGACGUAGGAGAUUAGAAAGAAAA